CUACUACAUAACCUCUGCCCAACUUGGCUGUUCAACUGUUCAGUUUCAGACUUGCCGUGUUUUCUGAUGGUUGUUCUAAAGUAGUCGUCCGGUCCGCCGGUCGCAAAUAUAUAUAAUACUUGGUACUUGGUGUUACAUACCUAUACAAUAUAAUAUAUUAAUAAUGUGUAUGGUGGUUAAAACCACUUAUAAGUGCCUAUAAUUCUACAGAUUAAUUGUAUGUACCUAUACUUUGGUCUUUGUUUUGGAUUUAAAUCGAUUUAAUUAUUUUAUUAUAAGUUUCAACGCUGCAGCAUAGACACAUAAUACGUUAUAGCAGUAUCUACAUAUUAUUUACAAUAGUCAAUAGUAUAUCAUAUUAUAGUAAAUAUUGGAUACACAAUAUGUCAAUAUAGAUUACGAUUCACGAUUCCAAGAAAAUACUCAAAAUAUCAAGUUGAGAGCUAAUUCAAAAUUAACUAAAACAAAAUGGAUAAAAGGUUAUAUAAUAUAUGCCUGUUAGGCUUGUCCUUCACGUUUCUUUUUGCGGCAUACCAGUCAAUGGGAAAUAUUGAAAAAACCUUACUGAGAAGUGUGCAACAUGACUAUCCUUCAUUUACUGGCGAUGGUUAUACUAGUUUGUCAAUUAGCUAUUUUGUUUUUGGGUUUGCUAAUUGGGUUUCUCCAUCAGUUGUCAAUUUUACAGGAUGUAAGAUAGCUAUGAUCAUUGGUGCAAUUUGUUACACUAUGUUUUUAGUAUCGUUUCUCUGGCUGUCUUCAUUUUUAUUAUAUCUUAUGUCUGCGGUACAAGGUUUUGGUGCUGCAAUUCUUUGGACAGCACAAGGAACAUACUUAACAUUAAACUCUGAUUCAUCUACAAUGUCUAGAAACACUGGAGUAUUUUGGAUGAUAUCGAAUAUGAGUAUGCUUUUAGGAAAUGCAUUUGUGUCUUAUGCCCUACGCGAUAAAGAUGAUUUUGAUAAAUCAACCCGAACAUUCAUAUACACUGUGCUUAUAGCUGUAAGUGUAUUUGGUACAUUAUUAUUCUUACUUUUACGAUCUCCCGUGAGCUCAGAAGGAACAGUAAACGAACGAGUAGAAACAAUAAGUUUUAUUCAGCAAAUCAAAGAUACCAAAUCGCUUUUUUUAACGAAAGACAUGCGCUUAUUAAAUAUAUCAUUUUUUUUUACGGGUUUACAUAUGUCUUUCUAUGCUAGUGUCUAUAGUUCAAGUAUUGGAUUCACUAAAAGAAUGGGUUCCAAUAGUAAACAACUUGUGGCAGUAUCAGGACUAUUUAUUGGCAUUGGCGAAAUUCUAGGAGGUUUGAUAUUCAGUAUUUUGGGCCAAAAAACUUUUGAAAACAACAUUAUCUCGAAAGGAUUAAGUCAUUCAGCAGUCAUUGCAUUAGGUUUUAUCGUUAACAUUGUUGCAUACGGUUUGAUAUUUAUAAAUUUACCUAACGACUCGCCAUUUGGUGAUACAACUGCCAAAUCAUUUAUUAAUCCCAACCAGUAUCUAGCAAUUUUAUGCAGUUUUCUUUUGGGUUUUGGCGAUAGUUGUUUCAAUACUCAACUUUAUAAUAUAGUUGGACUGAAAUAUUCUGAAAAUAGUGCUCCACCCAUGGCCUUGUUCAAUUUCAUGCAGUCAAUAGCAGCUGCUCUAAGUUUUUACUAUAGCAAUUAUUUUGGAAUACAAAUUCAACUAAUAUUAUUGAUGGUUUCAUUAACUAUGGCUACUUUAACAUUCUUCAAAGUGGAAGAAUCUACUGAUAAACGAUAUUAUGAAGCAAUAUAAGAAUUAAAUGUUCAUUAAGUGAAUUAUUUGACCCAUAAUUGUACGUCGAGUUAUUUGUAUUUAAUUUAUUUUAUAAUUUGUAAAGAAAUAAAUAACUUAUAUACAUCCUUGACGGCUGACAUGUAAUAAAAAUAAAAAUCUCAAAAUUGUCAUACCAAAGAUAUAAGUAGGUUAUAAUAUUUCAUAGAUUAUUUAUAAUUUAUUAUAAUAAAAAUGUUACAAAAAAAAAAAUAUACUUUUAUGUUAUAUAAAAGUUAAUUUAUAUUUUCGACUUAUAUAUAAUUUUACUACUAUUAUUAUGAUUAAUAAUAUUAAUAGUAUACGUUUAAUAUAUGUAUAUAUGUAUAUAUAUAAUUGUAUUUAAAAUACCUAGUCAUAUUCCAUUUUAUUUAAACCAUAAGCAUUUAAUUCAUAAUAAAAGUAAUUAUACUGUCUAUCAUUAUUAGAUAAAUGAAAUAUUAAGAAACAAAAUAAUUUUGUAUUAAGUAUACUAUGACAUACAUUUAAAAUUAGAUAUUUUAGUUAUACAUUAUUAUAAUGUAUAAAUAUUAUAUCAAAGUUCUUGAAAAAAUUGUAAUUAAUGUUUUUUAUUUAUAUUUAUAUUAAAAGGUGUUGUCUUAUAAACAGCGAAAUGAUUUAAAACGCUUAAAACAAUUGACCAUCAAUUUUAAAAACGAAUACCUACUGUUAGUUUAAUAAUUAAAAUUAAAUAAUAGGAUACAUUAAAUCUACGAUAAAUCGAUAAAAACUAUUUGGUAUAAUUUAAUAUAGGUACCUACUAUAUUUUAUUUUGUGCGAAGCGAUAAAUGUAUUAGUAUUACAUUGAUGUAAUUCUUAUUAUUAUAUUUUUUGUGUCUGUCACUCUGUCAUCAGAGCAAUAAAAAAAUUAUUAUAUUUUUGA
Messenger RNA from Rhopalosiphum padi (bird cherry-oat aphid), 2674 nucleotides. Its product is annotated as UNC93-like protein MFSD11. NCBI's taxonomy places the organism in Eukaryota, Metazoa, Arthropoda, Insecta, Hemiptera, Aphididae. The transcript is spliced from 10 exons. The record is from RefSeq and is a predicted model, not a curated record. The coding region runs from base 469 to 1773 and encodes 434 amino acids.